This is a messenger RNA of Schistocerca nitens (vagrant locust), 15233 nucleotides long. Its product is annotated as dynein beta chain, ciliary-like. Gene Ontology annotation, biological process: microtubule-based movement. Gene Ontology annotation, molecular function: dynein intermediate chain binding; minus-end-directed microtubule motor activity; ATP binding. The record is from RefSeq and is a predicted model, not a curated record. NCBI's taxonomy places the organism in Eukaryota, Metazoa, Arthropoda, Insecta, Orthoptera, Acrididae. The transcript has 54 exons. The coding region runs from base 1 to 15150 and encodes 5049 amino acids. Gene Ontology annotation, cellular component: dynein complex.
AUGGCGCAGGCGCAACAAGAAGAAGAAGAUGAAUUCGAUCCCCGGCUUGACUUCAUCAUGAAUUAUCUCAUAAAAUCCUUACGAAUAAAGCCCGAGAAAUGGCUUAAAAUGAUUAACACUGACGAAUUUAAGGUGAUAAUUAGGGACUUCCUGGAUGAGCCAAUACAUGAAGUUCUGGUCUUAUCGAUGGGCGGAGCAGGUCUGCUUGUCCCAAUGCUUGGCUACCCACCUGUGAUUAAAACCAAAGCAUGCUAUUUCAUCAGACUCAAAAAGGAAAGAGUGACUAAAGACAACUUCAGAAAUAUACUAAUUUUUGGAGACAUGUCUCCGAAACCUGUUCAUGACUUAUACGGAAUGGUUGAUGAUGUGUUCAUUCCUCUCUUAACUAGUCAGCCUGGAUGGCCUCAAGUAGUUGUGGAAGAUGUUAGAGAACACAUGUACAGGAUGAAAAAUGCCACUUACGAAAUGAUUGGCAAGAUGGAAGGAAAAACACUCCUCCCAAUGCCUAUGGGUGUGGAGAGAGUGCAUGAAGUCCAGCAGGCAAUAAUAUCAAGUGGAGGUCAAGAUGUGGACCUGCCUCUAAAGAGAGCCAUAGAGCAGAUGGUGGUAAAAUGGGGAACUCAGGUCAAAGAAAUACUAAACCAGAACUCAAGCUCUGUAUUUGAGAAAACACUCCACCCUGCACCUAGUGAAGAAAUUGAUUUCUGGAAUGCUCGUCUUAAAAAUCUUGAAAGUAUCUACCACCAGCUGAGAGACCCACGUGUAGCCAAAAUGGCAUCAAUUUUGGAAUUGACAGAAAGUGUGUAUUGCAAGAACUACAAAGAGCUAUUCAUUAAUGUAUUUGAAGCUGUGCUUGAAGCUCGUGAAAUUUCAGCAUUCAUGAAGGCCUUAAAACCACAGUUUGAUGUAAUUGAAAGCACAGAUUUCAAUGAAGUUCGUCCACAUCUGAAACCACUGAUGCAUGUUGUUUGCUUGACGUGGGGCUACUGUAGACAUUAUUGUAAUAAUACAAGAAUUAUUCUGCUUCUGCGUGAAAUUUGCAACAUGCUGGUUCAGCAGGCAUCAAAAUACCUUGACCCUGGAUCUCUUUUCCAAGGAGAGACUGAAGAAUCUUUAGCUAGAAUAGCUCAGUGUAUUGAGUCUCUGCAUAUUUUUCGGCAAAUUUUUGAGGAAAGUCGUCAAAAUAUUGCAUCAUAUUUCCCUGAAGAUGUACAACCCCAGUACUGGAAUUUUGGUGGAAGUCUUGUUUUUGAGUACAUGGAUAAAUUUAUAGAACGACUCAAUGCUGUGAAAGAUUUGUUUGCAACAUCGCUUGAAUUUCAGAAACUUGAAAAAGUAGAAGUUGGAGGGAUCAGAGCGAGAUGGCUUAGCCCAAGAGUUGAGAGUAUAUUUGCAGAGUUUGAAGAACUAUAUUCAUUCUUCAGUGGGGUACCAUAUGAUCCUUUGGACCCUGAUGAUGCCAGUUUUGAGAAAGAUUACACAAUGUUUCGUAACAGGAUUAGAGAUUUUGAUAACAGAUUGGCUGCUAUUUGCAGCCAAGCAUUUGAUGACUGUGUUAAUGUUGAAGCUAUUUUGAAGUUCAUCUACAUGAUGGGAAGCCUCCUUGAUCGUGAAGUUAUCAAAGCAUCAGUUGAACCAAAAUAUCAUAGACUGUAUGAUUUGCUACAUUCUGAGCUGGAUACAGUAAAGGCUAUGUUUGACAAAGACCUGAAAUGUUACAAAGAAAAAGGAGAAAUUCCUAUUGAUAACAAUUUUCCCCCAGUUGGUGGUACAAUUAUGAGGAUCAUUAUGUUACGAGAAAGGAUUUCCCCUGAAGUGGCAACAUUGAGAGCUCUUGAUCAUCCAUUAGCAGAAACUGAAGAAGCCAAUUAUAUAUAUAAGAAACAUGAUGAAAUGUUGAGUUAUCUGGAGAGAUUUGAAAGACAUAUUUUCAGAAAAUGGGCUGCUCAAGUUCCCAGAAUCUGCAAUGAAAACCUGGAGAAGACACUCAUGAUACGUCGUCCUGAUAUGUCUCUUACAUUGAACUUUGAUCAAGAGUUGAUCACCCUACUUUGUGAGGUGCGUUAUCUAAAUAUGAUGGGGGAGAAAAAUUUGCCUCAAGAAGCUGUUGAUCUGUAUGCAAGAAACGAAGAAUUACGUGAUUGGAUAUUUGACCUCAAUGCAACAAUGGAAUGGUACAAUGAAAUAAGAAGAAUAAGCAAUCCGAUAGAGUUUGAAAUCAUAAGCGAUGAAGUUGAGGAAAUUGACUUCCUCAUACAAGAAGCACUAGAUACCCUAAACUGGAAUUCAUUUAAACAUAAAGGAGGGGGUGUUGCUACUUAUGUAAGGAAAUGUAACCUAAUAAGUUCUGUAGAAAAAGUAUCAUGGGUUAAGGAUUAUUGUAUCGAGAAAGACUUUGAAGCAGUGAUAAUUAAGUUAAUGAUUGUAUCCGUCCCACUUAUUGUGCUAGGUAUAUAUCGAGCCCCUUCUGGUAAUCUCGAGGUUUUCCUGGAAGCACUGGAUAGUGUAUUGGGGAAGCUAAGCAAGGGUGGCAAUACAGUAAAUAUUGUAAUGUUAGGAGACUUUAAUAUAAACACACUAAGCAACAGACAGGAAUGCAAAGGUUUACAAGACUGCAUAAGAUCCUAUGAUAUUAAAGAUCUACUUGGUCAUGUGCCCACUAGAAUAACUGAGUCAAGCAGCAGUUCCAUAGAUCAUGUGAUGACCAAUUAUGAAAAUGUUGUUUCGGCACAGACUGUAAACGGGCACAUAUCUGAUCAUCUAGGACAAUUAUUAGUGAUUGGUUGUCUUAAUAAACUUAAACAAAACAAAAAAUUUGAGAAUGGAAGAUUAUUUUCUGAAUACAACAUCACCUUGCUAAAGAAUACUUUGGGUCAAGAAUCUUGGGAAUCAGUUUAUAGAGAAAGGGGAGUUGACAGCAAAUGGGAAGUAUUUGUAAAAAUUUUAACUAGACAUAUUGAUAUUACUAUCCCGGCAAAUAAGAUGAAUGUAAAUAAAAAUAAACCUCCAGUAGUCAAACGUGUAAAACUUGAUGAAAAAACGAAAAGACUCAAAGAAGGAAUGGAGUAUAUGUAUAAGCUACACAGAGAAACCAGUCUUGAUUCAUAUAAAGAGGAUUAUAAAAAAUAUAAAUAUGAGUAUCACAAGGAAGUAAGGAGAAGGAAAGUAGAACAUAUUAGUAAACAGAUCCGAAAUUCUGACUGUGUCUCAAAGUCGUGCUGGGCAGUAGUUAAUGAUAUGAGGAACACUGAUUCAAAAACUAAAAUUAAUAAUAUAGAGUUAAGUAUACAUAAUGAUAAUUUUUCUGAUCCUCAUAUAGUUAGCAAUAUAUUUAAUGAUUACUUUAUAGAUGCUAUUGAAAAUGAUACUUGCAUGAAACAGGAGAGGCCGUUUAAAUAUGAUAAGGAAAAGGAAAGGGACUCUUUGGUAUCAGUGUACAUAGAAAAAAUGCACGACAUGAUAAAGUGCCUAAAUGAUCGUCUGAAAAUGGCACAAGCAAAUAUUGAACACAUAAUUUCAAUGAUAGAACCUUGGACAAAAAUACCAUUAUAUGAACGUAAAGAUGGGAGAAAGGAAGCACUACUGUACCUAGAAGAUCGACAUAACAGGCUUGAGAAAAGGUACAAUGAAAUAAAGCAAGAAGCAGCAGGCACAGAAGCACCAGAAGGUCCUGAUGCUCACGAAGAAGAAGAUGCUGGCGAAGAACCAAAAAGAAAGAAAUCAAAAAGGGUAGUAGAGGAACCCAUUGAGAAAGAUGUGGGAAUAGAGCUACUUGGUGUCAAGGCAGGAAAAACUAAGAAACAGGAACCAGAAUGGAAACUGGAAGAAUUUGCUUUUGAUGAUGAAGAAAAACCACCUGAAGAGGAAGAACCAGUAGUUGAAGUUAAACCAGCUAAAGAGAAGACAUCGAAAGGAGACCUCAAAAAAAAGAAAAAGAAAUCUGUAGAACUUCCAGCCCCACCAGGCAAGAAGCCAGGUGCAAAAGGACGCCCACCGCCAGAGCCAGAGCCAGAACCAGAGCCAGAAGAAAUAGAGGAGGAAGAAGAACUAGAACUCACAGAAUCAGAAUUGUUCCUGCAACAGAGGAGAGCUGAGAAAUGGGAGCCAUAUGUUGAAUUUGUGGAUGACCUUGUGUUUGAAGGAUUACAGGCAACACUUAUAUGCAGUGCCAGUUCUGUUUCUAGCGCAUUCAGUGAUGCUGACGAGGCAAAUGACUCAGCUGAUAGCAAAUCUGUAACAGGGUACACUAUUUUGUUAGCUGGAAUAGCAAUCAGCUGGAACAAUACAAGGCAGUCCAUUGUACUCAUCUCCACAGCAGAAGCUGAAUACAUUGCAAUGUUUGAGAUGUAUAAGGGAGUGGAAUGUCUAUCCUUAUUUGUGGAUCAGAUGGACCCUGAUUCUGGAGGUGCUCCACUGUUUGCAGUGUCAUUGGUACUCAAAGAACCUGAGCUUAUGUUUAUUCCUUCACUAGCUACUGAUGACCCAGAUGGCUUCUAUAAACUUGUAGAGAGCUUGAUCAAAGAUAUAAUGCGAAUGGCUUUCCUGAUUGAAAGAGUUAGCCAGAACCCAGAAAAAUUACGUUACAAGCAUGAACUGGAAGCCAAUGAAGAACUCAUAGACAUGAGGCAGGAGAUGAUGUGCCAUGUGCAGCUUGCAAUGGAUGAGGCUAAUGAGUACUGUAAAAAGUUCCAAGAAUAUGCACAUCUGUGGUUAGAUGACCGGCAGGAGUUCCUUCAUCAGUUUAUAACCUAUGGGCAUGCUUUAACCCCGGAAGAAAUUUACUUGGUGGAAGCGGGCAUUGAAGACCAUCCAAACUUACAGAAGAAUCCUCCAACUCUACCUAAAUUCAAAGAACAAAUCGAUCACUUUGAUCAGCAGUAUGCCACAAUAGAGAAAAUGGAUCCUACAGCAGUCUUUUCAGGAUGGUUUCAGGUUAAUUUACAGCCGUUUAAAGAAACACUUCUCAUUAAUGUAAGUGAAUGGAGCAAACUUCUCAAACAGCACCUGGAAAAUCAUGUUAUUAACAGCCUCCAAGAGCUUUCAGACUUUAUUGCGGAAGCUAAUAAAGUCUUAUUGACACCAGUGGAUUAUGAUGUGCUUCCUAAAAUCAUGAUCUACUUAAAUCAAGUGAAAGAGCGAAGUUUGACUACUGACCAAAUGUUUGAUCCUAUAAAGGAAACAAUAAAUCUGUUGAAGACAUAUGAUGUUGAAUUUUCAGAUGAAGUACACCAGCAACUGCAGAGUUUACCUGAAAUGUGGAAUAAUACUAUGAAAAUAGCAACUGUCACUAAGAUGCAAGCAACACCAUUCAUCAAUGCAGAAAGUGCCCUAAUAAGAGAAAAGCUGAAAGUUUUUGACUUGAAGCAGAUAAAGUAUCUUGAGUUCUUCAAAAAACUGCCUCUAUACAAGUAUACAUGUCGGGAUGAAUACAACCUCAUGAAUACUACAAAUAAUGAACUUAAAAAUCUAGAGACCCAACUAGAGGAAAUAAAAUCGCAAGCAGAUUUAUUUGAAGUUAAUGUGCCAGAAUUCAAACAAAUUACGCUUUGUCGAAAGGAUCUUGCUAUGCUGAAGACUUUAUGGGAUUAUAUCAAUGUUGUGCGAUCCAACAUUGAUGACUGGAAAACAACUCGAUGGAAAGAAAUUGAUGUUGAGGCUAUGGAUCAAGAAUGUAAGAAGUUUGGGAAAAGCCUUCGUGGACUAGACAAAGAGAUGCGAGUGUGGGAUGCCUACAUUAGCCUGGAAGGUACGUUGAAGAAUUUAUUAACAUCCUUGAGAGCUGUGACAGAACUUCAAAAUCCAGCAAUUAGGGAACGUCAUUGGAAGCAGCUUAUGGAAGCAACGAAGAAUGUAGUGGCCCUCCCCAGUGAUAUGCAGGUCAAGUUCCAUAUGGAUGCUUCAACGACACUUGCUGACUUGUUGGCACUGAAUCUUCACAAAUAUGAGGAGGAGGUAAAGAAUAUAGUUGACAAAUCUGUCAAGGAAAUGUCAAUGGAGAAGGUACUCAAAGAAUUACAUGCAACAUGGUCAACAAUGGAAUUUGAACGUGAAGUCCAUCCACGAACAGGCUGCACCUUACUUCGGGCCAGCGAAGAGCUUAUUGAAACACUGGAGGACAACCAGGUGCAGCUGCAAAAUCUAAUGGGUUCCAAGUACAUUGCUUAUUUCCUGGAAGAGGUGUCAGACUGGCGGACGAAACUUUCGAAUGCUGAUCAAGUUAUUUCAAUUUGGUUUGAGGUACAACGUACAUGGACCCACCUUGAAUCAAUAUUUAUAGGGUCAGAAGAUAUUCGUAAUCAGCUACCAGAAGACUCCCAGAGGUUUGAUAGAAUCGACAGAGAAUUCAGAGAUUUACUGUCAGAUGUGAGCAAGACUCCAAAUGUUGUUGUGGCUACAAACAGACAUGGUCUCUGUGAAAAAUUAGAGAAUCUGCAACAGAUGCUUGUAUUAUGUGAGAAGGCCCUAGCUCAGUACUUAGAAACCAAGCGUCUUGCUUAUCCAAGAUUCUACUUUGUUUCGUCUGCUGACUUGCUGGAUAUUCUUUCAAAUGGAAAUCAGCCAGAGCUGGUUUGCAAACAUCUCUCCAAGCUGUAUGAUUCACUGGCUAAACUGAAAUUUACUCAGGAAGGAGGCAGAAACACAAAGAUGUCUCAUACAAUGGUGGCCAAAGAUGGAGAAGAAGUGAGACUGGAUGGUAUUUGUGACUGUUCAGGAAAGGUUGAAAUAUGGCUAAAUCGUGUAACUGAUGCUAUGCGAAGGACAUGUCGUUAUUAUUUUGAAAAUGCUGUUUCUACAUACGAUGAGAAACCUCGAGAACAGUGGCUCUUUGACUACCCUGCACAACCAGCAUUAUGCGGCACACAGAUCUGGUGGGCUACUGAAGUUAACAUGGCAUUUGCUCACCUUGAAGAAGGCUUUGAGAAUGCUCUUAAAGACUACCAGAAGAAACAGAUAUCGCAGCUGAGUGUACUUAUAACAUUGCUUCUUGGUGAUCUCACAAAAGGAGAUCGCCAAAAAAUUAUGACAAUUUGUACAAUUGAUGUUCAUUCCAGAGAUGUUGUUGCAAAGCUGAUUCAACAAAAAGUUGAAUCAGCAUCGGCAUUCCAAUGGCAAUCACAGCUCAGGCAUAGGUGGGAUCAGAAAUUUAAAGAUUGUUUUUGCAAUAUAUGUGAUGCACAAUUUAGAUAUGGCCAUGAGUAUCUUGGAAAUACACCUCGUUUAGUCAUCACGCCACUUACUGACCGUUGUUAUAUCACACUGACCCAGUCAUUGCACUUGAUCAUGGGAGGAGCACCAGCUGGGCCUGCAGGUACAGGCAAAACAGAGACUACAAAAGACCUUGGCAGAGCAAUGGGUGUCAUGGUCUAUGUAUUCAACUGUUCAGAACAAAUGGAUUACAAGUCAUGUGGAAAUAUCUACAAGGGCUUAGCACAGACUGGUGCAUGGGGCUGUUUUGAUGAAUUCAAUCGCAUCUCUGUAGAAGUAUUGUCUGUGGUGUCUGUACAAGUGAAAUCUGUUCUGGAUGCUAUUAAGGGCAAGAAGACAACUUUCAACUUUAUGGGCGAAGUCAUAGCUUUAAUACCAACUGUAGGGAUGUUCAUUACUAUGAACCCAGGGUAUGCUGGAAGAACGGAGCUACCUGAAAAUUUGAAAGCACUUUUCAGGCCAUGUGCAAUGGUGGUACCAGAUUUUGAACUGAUCUGUGAAAUUAUGUUAGUGGCAGAAGGUUUCCAAGAAGCACGCCUCUUGGCUCGUAAGUUCAUCACUCUUUACACUCUGUGCCGGGAGCUGUUGUCCAAACAAGACCACUAUGAUUGGGGACUCAGGGCAAUAAAGUCUGUGCUAGUAGUUGCUGGCUCUCUCAAGCGUAGUGACCGAGAGAGACCAGAAGAUCAAGUGUUAAUGAGGGCCUUGAGAGAUUUCAAUAUACCAAAGAUAGUUACUGAUGAUGUACCUGUCUUCAUGGGUCUCAUUGGGGAUCUGUUCCCUGCACUGGAUGUUCCUAGGAAACGAGAUCUAGAUUUUGAAAAAAUGGUGAAGCAAGCUGCUGUGGAUAAUAAACUCCAGCCUGAAGAUAAUUUUAUUCUCAAGAUAGUACAGCUGCAGGAACUUCUAGAAGUAAGACACUCAGUCUUCAUAGUUGGGAAUGCUGGUACUGGCAAGACUAUGGUAUGGCGCACACUAUUCAGGACAUACCAAAAUAUGAAGAGGAAGCCAUUUUACAAUGACUUAAACCCAAAAGCUGUCACUAAUGAUGAGCUCUUUGGGAUAAUAAACCCUGCUACCAGAGAAUGGAAGGAUGGUUUGUUCUCAGUUAUCAUGCGUGAUCAAGCCAACUUAGCUGGUGAUGGUCCGAAGUGGAUCAUGCUUGAUGGAGACAUUGAUCCAAUGUGGAUUGAAUCUCUUAAUACUGUGAUGGAUGACAAUAAGGUCUUGACACUAGCUAGUAAUGAAAGAAUUGCCCUUACACCAAUGAUGCGACUACUAUUCGAAAUUUCAAACUUGAGAACUGCUACUCCAGCUACCGUUUCUCGAGCAGGAAUACUUUACAUAAACCCACAGGAUCUUGGCUGGGGUCCAUUUGUUACAAGUUGGAUUGAUAAAAGGGAGAUAGAGACAGAAAAGCGAAAUCUUAGCACUUUGUUUGAAAAAUAUGUUCCACCUUGCCUGGAUGCAGUACGUUUAAAGUUUAAAAAAAUUACACCUAUUCCUGACAUAUCACACGUCCAGAUGUUAUGCCAUCUGCUUGAUUGUUUGCUCACACCAACAAAUCUGCCUCCAGAAUGUCCAAAUGAAUGGUAUGAAGUAUAUUUUGUAUUUGCAUGCAUUUGGGCAUUUGGAUCUGCAUUGUUUCAAGAUCAGCUGGUGGACCACAGAGUUGAAUUUACUAAAUGGUGGACAAAUGAAUUCAAAAGUAUCAAAUUACCUCCUCAAGGCACUGUUUUUAAUUACUUCAUAGAUAAUGAGACAAAAGCUUUCAUGCCAUGGACUGAAAAAGUCAAAAAGUUUGAACUUAACUAUGAUAUCCCAUUACAGUCAUUACUUGUGGAUACAAAUGAGACAUCACGCCUUCGGUUUUUCAUGGAUCUUCUAAUGGAGAAAGGUCUUCCAGUGAUGCUUGUUGGAACUGCUGGGUCAGGAAAGAGUGUUAUUGUGGCAGAAAAGCUGAGUGCGUUGCCAGAAGAUUACAUUGUUACAAAUGUACCAUUCAACUUUUAUACCACAUCUGAAAUGCUGCAAGCUGUGUUGGAGAAACCACUUGAGAAGAAAGCUGGACGCAAUUAUGGGCCUCCAGGCAGCAAACUCAUGGUGUAUUUUGUAGAUGAUAUGAAUAUGCCUGAAGUGGAUACCUAUGGCACUGUGCAACCUCACACAUUGAUUCGUCAGUACUUUGACUAUAGACACUGGUAUGAUCGGAUCAAGCUUUCUCUGAAGGACAUUCACAACUGCCAGUUUGUUUCCUGCAUGAACCCAACAGCAGGCAGUUUCACUAUCAAUCCACGGCUUCAGCGCCACUUCAGUGUUUUUGCUGUGAGCACUCCCUCACCUGAGUCCCUAUUUCAUAUUUAUCAUUCUAUUCUUAGCCAACAUUUGGCUAAUCCUAUACUGAAGUUUAAUCCAGCCAUUCUGAAGAUAACUCAAGAGUUGGUGAAUGCUGCUCUUUUUCUCCAUGGCAAGAUGGGAGCCAUGUUUCUGCCAACAGCUGUGAAAUUCCAUUAUGUUUUCAACUUGCGGGAUCUGUCAAAUAUAUUCCAGGCUAUGCUGUUCAGUAUCGCUGAAUGUGUGCCCACUGCAAGAGAUCUUAUACGACUGUGGAUUCAUGAGGCUACACGAGUGUAUGGAGAUAAGCUGGUUGAUACAGCUGAUGCAGAAGUUUUCAGCAAGCUAGUGGCUACUGUAGUUAAAAAGGGAUUUCAGGAGAUAGAUGAAAACAUUUUCGACAAGCCAUUAAUUUUUUGUCAUUUUGCUGAAGGUAUCGGUGAAAGUAAGUACUUGCCAAUUAGCAACUGGGCUCAACUAAGCCGGUUGUUAGCAGAAGCUCUGGGACAGUACAAUGACCUAGUAGCUGCCAUGAAUCUGGUAAUGUUUGAAGAUGCUAUGCAACAUGUUUGCCGUAUAAACAGAAUUCUGGAAGCUCCGCGAGGAAAUGCACUGUUAGUAGGUGUUGGAGGCAGUGGAAAGCAAUCCCUCUCUCGUCUGUCUGCAUUCAUUUCAUCACUUGAGGUGUUUCAGAUUCAACUACGGAAAGGCUAUUCAAUGAAUGAUAUGAAAUUAGAUCUUGCCGCCCUCUAUUUGAAAGCUGGAAUUAAGAAUGUAGGAAUUAUGUUUCUGAUGACUGAUUCCCAAGUUGCAGAGGAAAAAUUUCUUGUCCUUGUCAAUGACAUGCUGGCGUCAGGUGAAAUACCAGGUCUGUUUGCAGAUGAUGAAAUUGAAAAUAUUAUAGGCGCUAUGAGAAAUGAAGUAAAAGCAGCAGGAUUGCCUGAAACAAAAGAGGUUUGCUGGAAAUUUUACAUUGACAGAGUACGAAGGUUGUUAAAAGUAGUUCUCUGCUUUUCACCAGUUGGUUCUACAUUAAGAGUAAGAGCUAGAAAAUUCCCUGCAGUGGUAAACUGUACAUCUAUAAACUGGUUUCAGGAAUGGCCACAAGAAGCUCUGGAGUCUGUAUCUGAACGUUUCUUGCUAGAGGUAGAGGUGCUUCCAGAGGAGGUUCGUAGAUCUGUAUCUCUCUUUAUGGCUUAUGUUCAUACUGUUGUUAAUGAAAUGUCACAAGUAUACUUAAAUAAUGAAAAACGAUACAAUUACACAACACCAAAGACAUUUCUUGAGCAGAUCAAUCUGUAUUCUAAGUUACUGAAUGAGAAAACAGAUGAACUACAAAGCCGUAUUAUAAGAUUGACAAAUGGUUUGGAGAAAUUAGCAAGUACUGCUCAGCAGGUGGAUGGACUAAAAGAGACUCUUGCAGUACAAGAAGUGGAAGUAAAAGAAAAGAAUGAUGCUGCUGACAAACUAAUUCAGGUGGUUUCUACAGAGACAGAGAAAGUUUCUAAAGAAAAAGUAAUUGCAGCUGAAGAGGAAAGAAAUGUGCGGAUAAUUGAAGCUGAAGUUAGUGCCAAGCAGAAAGUAUGUGAAGAAGAAUUACUGAAAGCAGAACCUGCACUUCUUGCUGCACAGGAGGCUCUUAAUACAUUGAAUAAAAAUAAUUUAACUGAACUGAAGUCUUUUGGUGCACCUCCUCCUGCAGUAGUGAAUGUGACUGCAGCUGUUAUGGUGCUGUUUGCUCCAAAAGGCAAAAUACCAAAAGACCGUAGCUGGAAAGCGUGUAAAGUUAUGAUGGCCAAAGUUGAUGAGUUUCUCAACAACCUGAUAUAUUAUGAUAAAGAGCACAUCCAUCCAGAAGUUAUAAAGGCUAUACAGCCUUAUUUGAAAGACCCUGAGUUUGUACCUGAAAACAUUCUUAGUAAAUCACAGGCAGCUGCAGGACUGUGUGCAUGGGUUAUAAACAUAAUGAAAUUUUAUGAUGUGUAUGUUGUAGUAGAACCAAAGCGCCGUGCACUAAUACAAGCAAACAAUGAACUUCAAGCUGCCAAAGAUCGACUAAGUUCCCUUCAGGAGAAGCUGAAGAGUUUGGAAGACCAGUUGGCAACAUUAACUAGUGAAUUUGAGGCAGCUCUUGCUGCAAAACAGAAAUGCCAACAAGAAGCUGAUGCCACAGCUUUAACAAUAGACCUUGCAAAUCGCCUAGUCAAUGGUCUAGCGUCAGAAAACGUCCGCUGGAGAGACAGUGUAGCUAAUUUGAAAGAAGCUGCUUCUAUGUUGCCUGGAGAUGUCCUGAUGGUGACUGCAUUUAUAUCUUAUGUUGGCUGCUUUACUCGACAAUAUCGAAUUGACCUGCAAGAGAAGUACUGGGCACCGUUCAUUGCACAACUAGAUCCAGCAAUACCACUCACAGAGGGUAUGGAUCCAUUAAGCUUACUGACAGACGAUGCUCAAAUUGCAGCUUGGAACAAUGAAGGCCUUCCAAGUGAUCGCAUGUCUGCAGAAAAUGCGACUAUUCUAACUAACUCCACCCGCUGGCCAUUGAUGAUUGAUCCACAACUUCAGGGUAUCAAGUGGAUAAAAACAAAGUAUGGUGAGGAACUAAAAGUUGUACGUUUAGGUCAAAAAACUUGUAUGGAUGUUAUUGAAACUUCUAUAGCAGAGGGAUAUACUGUUUUACUAGAGAAUAUUGGAGAAUCUGUUGAUGCUGUAUUAGAACCACUACUUGGGCGUAACCUGAUAAAGAAAGGUAAAGCAAUAAAAAUGGGUGACAAGGAAGUGGACUAUAAUCCUCGGUUUAGACUUAUUUUGCAGACAAAAUUGGCAAAUCCACAUUAUAAGCCAGAAAUGCAGGCACAGACAACAUUAAUUAAUUUCACAGUGACAAGAGAUGGAUUAGAGGAACAGAUUUUAGCAGAAGUGGUCAAAGCUGAAAGACCAGAUCUUGAAAGUCUGAAGUCAGAGCUCACAAAACAACAAAAUGAUUUCAAAAUCACACUGAAAAUGCUUGAAGAUGAUUUGCUGCAGCGUUUGGCAUCAGCAGGGGAUGAUAUUUUGAGCGAUACAACUUUAGUCACAAAUCUAGAAACUACUAAGAGAACAGCAGCAGAAAUUGAAGUUAAAGUAGCUGAAGCAAAAAUCACUUCUGUUCAAAUAGAUGAAGCAAGAGAACAGUACCGUCCUGCUGCCACAAGGGCAUCACUUUUGUAUUUUAUAUUAAAUGAUCUGCACAAAAUCAAUCCUAUGUAUCAGUUUUCACUUAAAGCUUUCAGUGUGGUAUUUCAAAAUGCAAUUGCACAAGCACAACCAGCUGAAGCUUUAUCAGAGAGAGUUUUGCAUCUGAUUGACAGUAUAACAUUUUGUGUUUUUAUGUAUACCAGUCGUGGCCUCUUUGAAUGUGACAAAUUGAUUUUUAUGGCACAAAUGGCAAUACAGAUACUUCUUACAAGCAAUGAAAUACAUCCUGCAGAACUUGAUUUUCUGUUACGAUUUCCUGCAAAUCCAAAUGUGGUGAGCCCUGUGGAUUUUCUCACGAAUAUGGGUUGGGGAGGUAUUAAAACACUGACAAACAUGGAUCAGUUCAAAAAUCUUGAUAGAGACAUAGAAGGUGCUGCCAAGAGGUGGAAGAAAUAUGUGGAAGCAGAAACACCUGAAAGGGAAAAAUUGCCACAAGAAUGGAAAAAUAAAUCAGCCUUACAAAGACUCUGUAUAAUGAGGUCUCUAAGACCAGACAGAAUGACAUAUGCAAUGAGGACAUUCAUUGAAGAGAAACUAGGGAACAAAUACACAGAAGCCCGUAAUGUUGAAUUCGCAAAAUCAUUCCAGGAGACAACAUCUACAACACCGGUUUUCUUCAUACUGUCUCCUGGUGUAGAUCCACUAAAAGAUGUUGAGAAGCUAGGGAAAAAAUUAGGUUUCACAUUUGACAAAAGAAAUUUUCAUAAUGUAUCCCUAGGUCAGGGUCAAGAAGUUGUUGCAGAAGAAGCUAUGGAAAUUGCAUCGCAGAAAGGUCAUUGGGUAAUCCUUCAGAAUAUACAUCUGGUAAAGAACUGGCUCCCAUCACUGGAGAAAAAGAUGGAACAAUGCAGUGAAUCAGCACACACAGCUUUCAGGCUCUUUAUGAGUGCUGAACCAGCAGGUGAUCCCUCAGCUCAUAUCAUUCCACAAGGGAUUUUAGAAUCAUCAAUAAAAAUUACCAAUGAACCACCGACAGGAAUGCUUGCAAAUCUCCAUAAAGCACUGGACAACUUUACUCAAGAAACAUUGGAAAUGUGUUCCAAAGAGACUGAAUUUAAGGCAAUCCUUUUUUCACUUUGUUACUUUCAUGCUGUAAUAGCUGAAAGAAGGAAAUUUGGACCUCAAGGAUGGAACAGAGUGUAUCCUUUCAAUGUUGGUGACUUAACAAUAAGUGUGAAUGUACUAUACAACUACUUAGAAAAUAGUACAAAGGUCCCAUGGGAAGACUUGCGCUAUCUGUUUGGUGAAAUUAUGUAUGGAGGACACAUCACAGAUGACUGGGACCGCCAUUUGUGUCGAACAUAUCUCAAUGAAUAUAUGAAGCCUGAACUGCUGGAUGGAGACUUGUUUCUUGCACCGGGAUUCAAAGCACCACCAAAUCUUGACUAUCAGGGUUAUCACAACUACAUUGAUAAGUAUUUGCCAUCUGAAUCUCCAUAUCUAUAUGGUCUGCAUCCAAAUGCUGAAAUUGGGUUUUUGACAACCACUUCAGAAAACCUUUUCCGCACUCUACUGGAAAUGCAACCUAGAGAUGCUGGGGCUUCAGGUGCUACAACCAUGUCACGUGAAGAUAAGGUGAAGUCAGUUCUAGAAGAUAUAUAUGAUAAAUUACCAGAACCAUUUAACAUUGUUGAACUGAUGGCUAAAGUUGAAGACAGGACACCAUAUGUAAUUGUUGCAAUUCAAGAGUGUGAGCGAAUGAAUUCACUAACAUCAGAGAUGAGGCGUUCAUUAAGGGAGCUGAAUUUAGGUCUGAAGGGUGAGCUAACAAUAACGAGUGACAUGGAAGACUUGGAAGCGGCACUCUUCAUGGAUACAGUACCAGCCUCAUGGACAAAACGAGCAUAUCCAUCCAUGCUUACUCUUGGGCCUUGGUUUGUAGACUUUCUACUUCGCCUUAGAGAACUUGAGGAAUGGUCUUCGGACUUUCAGCUCCCUUCAGCAGUCUGGCUGGCAGGAUUCUUCAACCCACAGUCUUUCCUCACAGCAAUUAUGCAAUCCACUGCACGUAAAAAUGAAUGGCCACUGGAUAAAAUGUGCCUCCACACUGAUGUCACAAAGAAGCAGAAAGAAGAGUUCAGGUCACCACCUCGAGAGGGCGCUUAUGUGCAUGGACUAUACAUGGAAGGUGCACGAUGGGACACAGAUGUUGGAGGAAUUGUUGAAUCUCGACUCAAGGAGCUUUUCCCUGUAAUGCCUGUUGUCUAUAUAAAAGCCAUUACACAAGACAAACUAGAUCUGCGCAAUAUGUAUGAAUGUCCUGUAUACAAAACCCGAACGCGUGGACCCACAUAUGUGUGGACAUUCAACCUACGUACACGAGCAAAGCCUGCCAAGUGGACUCUUGCUGGUGUUGCAAUUCUAUUGCAGAUUUGAAAUUUGCUUUUUAUAUUUUGUACUUUUUGUAAGAAUUGUAUAUAGCAACAUUAAUAAAUACAUUUUUACUUUCUUGAUUUCCC